This is a messenger RNA of Lindgomyces ingoldianus, 318 nucleotides long. RefSeq lists its product as uncharacterized. The transcript has a single exon. Lineage: Eukaryota; Fungi; Ascomycota; Dothideomycetes; Pleosporales; Lindgomycetaceae. The coding region runs from base 33 to 248 and encodes 71 amino acids. The record is from RefSeq and is a predicted model, not a curated record.
AGGAUAUAGAGCACAAAGGGGUAAGCAACCGCAUGCUGCGAGAGCUAGGGUGGGUGGUAGUAGUGCGUGGAAACCGAGAUAGUCCACGAAAUAGUGAAUUAUCCCUCCGCAGUGUGGAAGACUUACUGCAGAUGCGCAAUAAGUUAAUGUCUCUUCGGAAAACUCCAGCAGGGCUGAUUGGGAUGAUAUUCCACAGUUACGAUAGCAUAUGGGUUGAGCGUUGCUCAGGUAUUAUUAGGGAGAGAUGAUAGUAAGAUCUAUGAAAUGAUUAGCGUAGCCACAGUGUAAACCUAUAGGUGGGAGAUGGCCGAAGGGAAG